AUGGAGGUGCCGAGCGUCAAGGACUUCCAGUGGAAGCGCCUGGCGCCACUGCCCAGCCGCCGGGUCUACUGCUCCCUGCUGGAGACCGGGGGGCAGAUCUAUGCUAUCGGGGGCUGUGACGACAAUGGCGUCCCCAUGGACUGCUUCGAGGUCUACUCCCCUGAGGCCGACCAGUGGACCGCUCUGCCGCCCUUACCCACGGCCCGGGCCGGGGUGGCUGUCACCGCCCUGGGGAAGCGGAUUAUGGUAAUCGGGGGUGUGGGCACCAGUCAGCUGCCCCUGAAGGUCGUGGAGAUGUACAACAUCGAUGAGGGCAAGUGGAAGAAGAGGAGCGGGCUGCGCGAGGCAGCCAUGGGCAUUUCUGUCACGGCCAAAGAUUACCGAGUGUAUGCAGCAGGCGGGAUGGGCUUGGAUCUCCGGCCCCACAACCACCUCCAACACUAUGACAUGCUCAAGGACAUGUGGGUAUCCCUAGCGCCCAUGCCCACCCCGAGAUAUGCUGCCACCUCCUUCCUCCGAGGCUCCAAGAUCUAUGUGCUGGGGGGACGACAGUCCAAGUAUGCAGUCAAUGCCUUCGAGGUCUUUGACAUCGAGACUCGUUCCUGGACCAAGUUUCCCAACAUUCCCUGCAAGCGGGCCUUCUCCAGCUUUGUGACCCUAGACAACCGCUUGUACAGCCUGGGAGGCCUGCGGCAGGGCCGGCUCUACCGGCAGCCCAAGUUCCUGCGGACGAUGGACGUGUUUGACAUGGAGCAGGGGGGAUGGCUAAAGAUGGAACGCUCCUUCUUCCUCAAGAAGCGGCGGGCAGACUUUGUGGCUGGCUCUCUGAGUGGACGGGUCAUAGUGGCCGGAGGACUUGGGAACCAGCCCACGGUCCUGGAGACAGCAGAGGCAUUCCACCCAGGGAAGAACAAAUGGGAGACCCUCCCUGCCAUGCCCACGCCCCGCUGUGCCUGCUCCAGCAUUGUCCUCAAGAACUGUCUCCUGGCUGUUGGGGGUGUCAACCAGGGUCUGAGCAAUGCAGUGGAAGCCCUGUGUGUCUCUGACGCCUAG
Molecule: messenger RNA, 1053 nt
Organism: Loxodonta africana (African savanna elephant)
Lineage: Eukaryota; Metazoa; Chordata; Mammalia; Proboscidea; Elephantidae
Gene: KLHDC8A
Product: kelch domain containing 8A
Exons: 5
Coding region: 1-1053 (350 amino acids)
Molecular function (GO): protein binding
Source: RefSeq, a predicted model, not a curated record